AGACCUCGCAGACAACCUAGGCCACUAGUGCUAAUAGUGGGCGGGGCUGCUGGAUUGUACACAAGAUCAUCAUCGACAUCAGAGACAUGGCCAAGAUCAAGAGGAUGUGUUCCAACUGUCGAGGUGAAAUUCCAAUAGAGACAUUUGACCUUCACGAGGCACGCUGUAGGAAGUAUUGCAAGUAUUGUAGCGAGUGUGGUGAGACUGUACCUUUAUCUGAGCUGUCUGCUCAUGAGUCUGAGGCCCACAUACCGAAGAGCUGCCCUCAGUGUAAUGCCAGUGUUCAUCCAUCACAGACAGAAGCUCAUAAGGAGGUGUGUCCACAAGCGCUGGUGGUGUGCAAGUAUUGUGAGCUAGAGAAGCCACGGAGAUAUCUCCCCGAUCAUCUAGACGCUUGUGGGAGUAGGACUCAGGAAUGUGACCUUUGCACCCUCAGAGUACAGCUCCGAGACAUGGAGGAACACCAAACCAUCAAAUGUGGUCAUCUGAGGGCCGAGCCAAACCUUGACCCUCACACCCUGGAGCACCUGACCUUUGACUCCCAUACCACCUGUGGGUCCACUAUGCAGGAGGAUGAGGCAUUAGCUCUUAGGUUACAAGAGGAGGAACACCGCCCUCACAGGACCCCCCACAGUCCCCCUCACAGGACCCCACACACAGAUGUAGAGUUGGCCAGAUUGCUUCAAGAUGAAGAGGUACGGAGAGACAAAAUGUUCGGGAGAGAUCUUGAGUUGGCACAGCAACUUCAGCAAGAGGAGGGGACACACUCCACACAGCCACAUUACACACAACCACCAGUUGGGAGGGACAGAAUGUUCGGGAGAGAUCUUGAGUUGGCACAGCAACUUCAGCAAGAGGAGGAGACACACUCCACACAGCCACAUUACACACAACCACCAGUUGGGAGGGACAGAAUGUUCGGGAGAGAUCGUGAGUUGCAAUUGGCACAGCAUCUCCAAGAGGAGGGGACACACUCCACACAACCACCACUUGCUGGGCCACCUUCAGUGGAGGAAGGUCUACCAUGUCAGUUCUGUUAUCAGCUCUUCCCUUCACAAACACUUACAUUGCAUCAGAACUCUUGCUGUGACUCAGUGGAGAGGAAAAGUGUGCCCACAGCUGCUGCUGAUGAUGACAGACCACAGGCUGCUAGUUAUGAGCAGGAGGAGGGGAUUGAGGAGAAGCUUCCUUGUGAGAGUUGUGGGCAACUAUUCUCAUUCUCCACUCUACACAGACACCAGGUGGCCUGCUCCCUACACCCACCCACCCAACAGUGACUCUAACCCAAGUGUAGUUGGCAGGAGAAUCAACAGACACUAAUAUAUAGAUAUGAACACAACCACUAACUGUAGUAGCUGUAGUGAUUAUUGUUUGACUGUUUUGGUUAGAUUGUGCUACUUAAAAAAGACAUUCAUUUUUACUCGAAA
Halichondria panicea is the source of this 1427-nucleotide messenger RNA. RefSeq names its product TRAF-type zinc finger domain-containing protein 1-like. Bases 87 to 1277 code for a protein of 396 amino acids. The transcript has 8 exons. NCBI's taxonomy places the organism in Eukaryota, Metazoa, Porifera, Demospongiae, Suberitida, Halichondriidae. The record is from RefSeq and is a predicted model, not a curated record. Gene Ontology annotation, cellular component: mitochondrion. Gene Ontology annotation, molecular function: zinc ion binding.